UACAUUUUCAAAAACAUUCGGCGGAAAAUGGUCGUCACUAGUUACUACAGCCACAAAGUCAUAAUUAGGUCUAAAACCAGCCUAUUUCUAGAAUUCAUAUUUUUUUAAUCUGAUUUUAAAGCUAACCCUAACCUGAAACGUAUCUACAAUGUUAACCAUAACCUUUGUUUUAAUGUGUUUUUAACGAUAAAGCCUCAUUUUAACCUUGUGGCUGUGGUAACUAGUGGAAAAUAAGUUGGUAUGCAGCUAUUAAAUUAACGUAGUUAGCUAACGUUACAGCUCGUCCAGAAGUCAGAUGAUUGCAUAACAGUCGGUUUCUUCCUUGCUUAGCUACGGUAAAUACAACAAACACGGCUUACAAGCUGCCUAACGUUAACUCGUUUAGCUGCUUAGCUUUUACGUCAUGUUCUUGUUCAACGAGAAAAGUUUUGUAGCUAACGUUAGCUACAAUACUUGCUGCCCCAAACGCAACGGUAACAUCUACAGUAGUCUGUUACUACUAGUAGACUCAACAAGAAUGGCUCCUCACAAGGUUGUUGUCAAGUGUGGGAGCUAUGCGGUGCUGUUGGAUCUCCAGAUCAUUGGGCCUCUGGGCCGCGGAUCACCACAGGAAACCAGCUGGUUCACUAUGGAGCACACUGAGGAGGUCACUAGUCUGGUGAGAGAUGCUGUGGACCGGAGGGUGAGGCUCUACAUAGACUGCCUUCACAAGAGAGGACAGCCCAAACACAAGAGAGAGCUUCCACAUGCCAACCCCCUCUGUGUGAAAGGGAGAAGAGUUAGCCUGGUGGCCAACUUUGUGAAGAGACAUUUCAACCUGCGGUGUAUUGUCAAGCAGCAGUAUGGAGAGCUGCGUGUGUUUCCUGAGCGUUAUGUGGUGUGUGUGAGCCGACUGGAGGAUGUCUCAGCUAACCCGACCCCGGCGGUAACCGUAACCGUGAGUCAGAGUACAGAGUCCCAGUAUUUUUCCAGACCAGCAGCAGAAACCAGAGAUGAACUGAACUCCUCCACAAUAACAAAGAGAAGUUCCCUCCAGAAGAUAGCCAGGCACGCGAACGCCAGGCCCCAACCAGAAACCCAACUUCUGCCCUACGGAUCAAUCCUGGGGAAGAAACUGCACUCUGAGCAGAACAGAGUCCCAGGAGAACAGGGUGCGGAGCCCCAGCCACCGACAGGCCAGCCCAGCCUUACCGCAGAGGCAGUGCUGCCCCACGGCCAUCCCACAACAUCCACUGACCCCACAGUACAGGCCGGGGCUGUGGGAGGGGUGGGACUCACAGAGGGGCAGCAAAGAGAGAGUGUUGGGCUCCCAGGGAACACUGACCCCAGAGAGACAGUGCUGAGUCAGUCCCAGUUUCAGGGUGGUGAAGACAAACCCAGCAGGGUCCCAGGGGAAGACCCUCCCGGGGCCAAGAGGGUGUGCCUUGGGCCACCUCUAGUAGCUUGUUCCUCCAAUGAGCUCAUAAUACCAACACACUCAGCUGUAUCCUCCAACCCUCUCCCUCCUCCUUCUCUGUCGUCUCCUCGUCCACCUCUGGUCAAAUCCAGCGCCAAGACAGAGUCCAAGGCUUUCCCAUCCCCGGCCCCAGCUGCAGCCUUGUUCCCAGCCCCAAUGCUCUAUACUCCAGCCUCUUCCCCAGCCCCAGAGAAGGACCAGUCCACAGCCCCAUCCUCUCUCUCCUUUCUCCCAUACCCAGCCUCUUCCCCAGCCCCAGAGAAGGACCAGUCCACAGCCACUCUCUCCUCUCUCCCAGCCCCUGCUCUUUCCCCAGUGCCAACCCCAGAACGGACCCAGUCCCAAACCUCUCAAACCGCAGUGGAAGUGGAGCUGCUUACUCCAGGGAAACAGUCCCAGAGUCUCCUUCCUCUCACAAGCAGCAAUAACACAGAGCAGACGAACCAGAACAGUCCUGCCGCAGGUCUGAGAGGCCGAUCUGUCAAGGAUGUAGUCUCCUCAGCCCUGUCUAUUGCUUCCACACACACCGGCGUCAUAGGGGAGGGAGAGGAGGGGAGGGAGAAUGGAGGGAGGAGGAGGAGAGGAGAGGAGAAGAGGGGAAAGAUUAUGGAGGGGAAGAGAGGAGUAGAGAGGGAAUAUAAUGGAGGGAAGGAGAGUAGGAGAGGAGAAGAGAGGGAAGUGGGAGAGGAAGAGAGGGAGAAUGUGACCAGACCAUCCAGAUUACGACGGCUGAAGAAGUAAAGAGGGUGAGACUGAGGAGGAGAGAGACGGAGAGAGGAGAGACUGGGGAGGGGGAGAGCUUGAGGGUACAGUAAAGAUGCCUGAUGCCAGGGAUAGAGAUGGUAUUGUGGCAGAUGUGUGUUUACCCACACACACACACACACACACACACGAGUUGGCACACGGACAGUACCCAUUCCAAUACACAAAACAAUUCCCCUCUCUCUCACAGACACACGGACAGUUGUAUACAAACACUUAUACUCAAACAUCAAUUGCUUAACAGAACAUGGCAGAUGUGUUUUGGAUUGUCAAAUAGUUGACAUGGAUGCAACGUGGCCCUCUCUCUCUCCACCCUUAAAGCAGACCAACGUGGCCCACUCUCCACCCUUAAAGCAGACCAACGUGGCCCUCUCCCUCCACCCUUAAAGCAGACCAAAGUGGCCCUCUCUCUCCACCCUUAAAGCAGACCAAAGUGGCCCUCUCUCUCCGCCCUUAAAGCAGACCAACGUGACCCUCUCUCUCCACCCUUAAAGCAGACCAACGUGGCCCUCUCUCUCCACCCUUAAAGCAGACCAACGUGGCCCUCUCUCUCCACCCUUAAAGCAGACCAACGUGGCCCUCUCUCUCCACCCUUAAAGCAGACCAACGUGGCCCUCUCUCUCCGCCCUUAAAGCAGACCAACGUGGCCCUCUCUCUCCGCCCUUAAAGCAGACCAAUGUGGCCCUCUCUCUCCACCCUUAAAGCAGACCAACGUGGCCCUCUCUCUCCACCCUUAAACCAGACCAACGUGGCCCUCUCUCUCCACCCUUAAACCAGACCAACGUGGCCCUCUCUCCACCCUUAAAGCAGACCAACGUGGCCCUCUCUCUCCACCCUUAAAGCAGACCAACGUGACUCUCUCUCCACCCUUAAAGCAGACCAACGUGGCCCUCUCUCCACCCUUAAACCAGACCAACGUGGCCCUCUCUCCACCCUUAAAGCAGACCAACGUGGCCCUCUCUCUCCACCCUUAAAGCAGAAGACGUGGUCAGAAAAAGACUUAAGUCAAAAACCAGAAAAACAUUUCAUUGAAGUUUAGAUUUGGUUUUGCGUUAAAGGUUAAAGAACUGUUGAGACAGGCAGGAGACCUACUGCAGUAGUGGGAUGUCACGGUCUGUGUCCCAAAUGGCACCCUAUUCCCUAUAUAGUGCACUACUUUAGACCAGAGCCCUAUGGCACCCUAUUCCCUAUAUAGAGCACUGCUGUAUUGCACAUGUGGAAAUAGGGUUCCCUUUGGGACUUGAUGUCUGACUGACUCCUAGGCAUCUGAACCUUCCAGUAUCCUCUGACUGACUCCUAGGCAUCUGAACCUUCCAGUAUCCUCUGACUGACUCCUAGGCAUCUGAACCUUCCAGUAUCCUCUGACUGACUCCUAGGCAUCUGAACCUUCCAGUAUCCUCUGACUGACUCCUAGGCAUCUGAACCUUCCAGUAUCCUCUGACUGACUCCUAGGCAUCUGAACCUUCCAGUAUCCUCUGACUGACUCCUAGGCAUCUGAACCCUCCAGUAUCCUCUGACUGACUCCUAGGCAUCUGAACCCUCCAGUAUCCUCUGACUGACUCCUAGGCAUCUGAACCCUCCAGUAUCCUCUGACUGGCUCCUAGGCAUCUGAACCCUCCUGUAUCCUCUGACUGGCUCCUAGGCAUCUGAACCCUCCAGUAUCCUCUGACUGACUCCUAGGCAUCUGAACCCUCCAGUAUCCUCUGCUCUAAGCCCUAGCUAUGAUAUCUCUCUCUCUCUCUCUCUCUCUCUCUCUCUCUCUCUCUCUCUCUCUCUCUCUCUCUCUCUCUCUCUCUCUCUCU
This is a messenger RNA of Salmo salar (Atlantic salmon), 4020 nucleotides long. NCBI's taxonomy places the organism in Eukaryota, Metazoa, Chordata, Actinopteri, Salmoniformes, Salmonidae. The record is from RefSeq and is a predicted model, not a curated record.